Molecule: messenger RNA, 1439 nt
Organism: Myodes glareolus (Bank vole)
Lineage: Eukaryota; Metazoa; Chordata; Mammalia; Rodentia; Cricetidae
Source: RefSeq, a predicted model, not a curated record
AUGCCAAGCUUCAUGCAAUUAGUCUGAUAUAUAAGGAUAUGAGAGUAGGAAAAUCUUUUUUGGUUUAUCAUUUAAAAAAUUUAUGUGAAAAAUUUUAUGUGUAUGAGUAUUUUGCCAGCGGGUAUGUAUGUACACUGCAUAUGUGCCUUGUGCCCAUAGAGGCUAGAAGCGGGUGUUGGAUCACCUGGAAUUGAGCCACCAUAUGAGUGCUGGGAACCAAACCCCUCUGCCAGAGCAGCAAGUGCCCUCAGCUGCCGACCCAUCUGUCCAGCCCUGUUGAUUCACCAGUUUUGGGGGAAAAUGUAUGGCUGCUCGUCCUCAUACAGUCGAUGUUGAAUAAUUGAAGUUAGUCACUUAGAAAUAAAAAUUAAGUUGCAGAUUUGGGACCCACAGUACAGGAGCAGUUCAGAGCUGAUACCUGAAGCUCCUGCAGCUGGCUCACUUCCCAGUCCUUCGCAGAAAUUGUCUGACCGUGUGAGCCACGAAUGCUCAAUUUGACAUGCAUGCAGAGAAUCAAAGCAAUGCAAAUACUGUAGUGAUUCUCAAAAAGCAGAUUUGGAGACACAGAGUGACAGCAGGAGAAGCUGUUUGCUGAAGAAAAUGACUGCUUGUUUUGAUUUUUUUGAGAUAGGCUCUCUUGUAACCCAGGCUGGCUUUAAACUCGUUAUACAGCUGAGGAUGCCUGGUCCUAUCGCCUCCGCUGCGUUGGGUACAGGUUAAGGACUCGGUCUCUGAGAAAACAAUCGGACGGAUGCGGAUGCAGUUCUGGAGAAAAGCUGUGGAGGACAUAUACUGCGACAACCCGCCACACCAGCCUGUGGCUGCGGAACUCUGGAAGGCCGUCAAGAGACAUAAUCUAACUAAAAGAUGGCUUAUGAGAAUCAUUGAUGAAAGAGAGAAAAAUCUGGAUGACAAAGCUUAUCGCAGUAUCCAGGAGCUUGAGAAUUAUGCCGAGAACACGCAGAGCUCUCUUCUCUACCUGACACUGGAGGUGCUGGGCGUGAAGGAUCUUCAUGCAGACCAUGCUGCAAGCCAUAUUGGAAAGGCACAAGGCAUUGUCACGUGCUUGAGAGCAACGCCCUAUCAUGGUAGCAGGAGAAAAGUGUUCCUGCCCAUGGAUGUCUGUGUGCAGCAUGGUGUUUCACAAGAAGACUUUCUACGGAGGAACCAUGAUAAAAAUGUGAGAGAUGUCAUAUAUGACAUUGCCAGCCAGGCACACUUGCACCUAAAGCAUGCAAGGUCCUUCCACAGAAGCGUUCCUGCAGAGGCAUUUCCCGCCUUUCUUCAGACAGUUACUCUAGAGGACUAUUUAAAGAAAAUCCAGCGAGUGGAUUUUGAUAUAUUCCACCCAUCUUUACAACAGAAGAAUACAUUACUUCCGUUAUCUUUGUAUAUUCAAUCAUGGAGAAAAAGAUAUUAAAAUAAUUUCAUGUUACUGA